AUGCCUACCGAUCAAGACGUAACAUUGGGUGAUACUCCGCGACCGCAGAAUUCUUUUUUAAAAAGAAAGUGUGACGCUAUAUUUCGACAAAUCGUGACUAUUCAGCGUCAAAGUACAAAUGAAGCGCUUCAGGCCAUGGACCAUGCAGAACUUUCGACGCGCAUCGAGCUUCUGGAUCACAUACUGGGCAAUUUCGAGGCCGCCCAGACUGGCUUGGAAGAAGAAAAUCCUGAUGAACUGGAUAGUAGCAGCCGUACUGAUUUCCUCGCCAUCUAUGUCUCCAUAAAGGCAGCAAUCACUCGUGAACUAAAAUCACAACGCAUAGAGCCACAUGCUCAUUCGUCCACAGCAGUAUUUUCUCCGCAUGAUUCCCAGUCAGUGGUUGUAUUAAAGCAAAAUAAAUCGCGUUUGCCCGAUCUUCAGCUGCCAACAUUCGCAGGUGCCUUCACGGAGUGGCCAAAUUUCAUUUCAAUGUUUCAAACUGUGGUCGAUAAUGAGCCAGAGCUUACGAAGAUAGAAAAAUUCCAUCACCUGCGGUCCUGUUUAAAGGGCAGCGCUUUAGAUGUCAUUCGUUCCCUGGAAAUACGCGAAAGCAAUUACGACAAGGCUAUGAAUUUACUUAAAAGUCGCUUUGAUAAUAAAUGCCUUAUUUUUCAGGCUCACAUUCGCGAAUUAUUUGAACUUAAAAGUGCAGAAGCCAACACUGUGGGUUGUCUUCGCGUACUUGUUGACAAAUUCACGUCUCACAUUCGAGCACUUCAGACCCUAGGGAGCAAGAUACAAAUAGCCGACUGUCUACUCAUCCUUAUCAUGUCUCAAAAGCUGGAUCCAUCUACGCAAACAAAGUGGGAAGAAUCAGCCGCAUGCAGCAACAUACCUACGUGGGAGAGUAUGGAAACUUUUCUUGAGAAAAGGUGUCAAACAUUGGAGAGCAUUAAUUUCGCUACGGUACAGAACACACCUAGCGCUAAGGUGAGCAAAACACAGUAUCAGAAAAAAUCCCUUGUAGUUUCAAAAUCCACGCACAAAGUAUGUACAUUUUGCAAAAAGGAAGACCAUUCUAUUUAG
This is a messenger RNA of Rhagoletis pomonella (apple maggot), 1068 nucleotides long. RefSeq lists its product as uncharacterized. The coding region runs from base 1 to 1068 and encodes 355 amino acids. The record is from RefSeq and is a predicted model, not a curated record. Lineage: Eukaryota; Metazoa; Arthropoda; Insecta; Diptera; Tephritidae. The transcript has a single exon.